Pseudoliparis swirei is the source of this 5966-nucleotide messenger RNA. RefSeq lists its product as uncharacterized. NCBI's taxonomy places the organism in Eukaryota, Metazoa, Chordata, Actinopteri, Perciformes, Liparidae. The transcript is spliced from 28 exons. Gene Ontology annotation, cellular component: myosin complex. The record is from RefSeq and is a predicted model, not a curated record. The coding region runs from base 1 to 4107 and encodes 1368 amino acids.
AUGAGCGGGGUAUGGAAGGGCCUCCAGGCGAUGUCUGGCCACAAGAGGCCCAACCAACAGUCUAUGGGGGACCAAAAGUGGACCUCCCUGCUGCUGCAACCCCGCAUCGUCUGCAGUCCCUCCCCUCCACACUCCGAAACACUGCACUCCAUGACCAGCACGCCACGCCACUCCAACAACUUGUCCCUUAGAUAUAACCAGGUGAGAAAGGAACUGAGGAAGAUAAAGUACCAAAGACGCACGGCCCAAGGACUUCAACAGCUUCAGGCCAGUGGCUCAAACAUCCAGCGUGGUACCAGUACCAAAGACCCGCAGCCCAAGGACUUCAAAAGCUUCAGUUCGCCUAUCAACCUGGCACCGGGGUGGAUGACGCAGUCAUCUACCUCCUUCUCAGAGGCCUUUCUCACCUGGAAAAGGAUGGAUGUUUUUGACUUCUCCAGUGUCUUCAACACCAUCCAGCCAUUGCUUCUGAGGGACAGUUGGAGCAGACCGGACUACCUCACCAUGUCUGAACCGUUCUGGCCCCAUUCCUCUUCUCCAUAUACACCUCGGACUUUAAAACACUACUCUGCUAACUGCCACCUGGAAAAGAUCUCUGGUGACUCCACAAUCGUCCGCUUCAUUUACGCCGCUCGAAACAGGCGCUCAGGUAAAUCGACAACUUCUCUGCGUGCGUGCGUGCGUGCGUGCGUCAGCGGCGUCACGCCCAGGUGUAGCCCCGGAUCCACCCACAAGGCAAACUCCUGUCGGGGCAGAACACUUGAGGCUGCCAGUCGGCGACAGAGCAGCGCGGAGGGAUCACUUGACAAGACCCAAGAGUUCCAAAGACACGGGGAGGACUAUCCUGCUUCUCUUGACAAACUACGGCAGCUGAUAGAAGACAAAGUUCACGUCCUCCAUUCCCCCUUCACAGAGGAGCAACAGGAUCAGGGCUCGCCGUGCGAGGACGACACAGGUAGAGGACUGUGGAGGUUUGCCGUUGUGAGCGAGGAGCUGACCUUUCGCCUCCAGCAGCUGCAGAGACGGACAGAGCAGGAGCUCAGCAGCAUACGCGCACAACUCUUGCAGAUUGAAGACCGCCGGCAACUGCUGACCUCUGACCUCUUUAAUCUUCAGGAGAAGAAGAAACAGACCGAAAAGGAGCUGGGGAGGAACUCCAGCCUUCAGACAUCCACUCUUCAGCUGUGUACUUGUCGGGAGCUCCAGGCCUCCGUCACCGAGCGUCUGCUCCAAUCAGAGAGGUUGGUGUUCCAGGAGGAGGCACUGAGCGCGCUCCGCAACCUGCUGACCCAAGACCUGCUGAGGUACCGGGAAGAGACGCGGAGGCUCACCUGUUUCACGCAGAGAAUACUGGCGCAAUCCCACAGAGAGGACACACCCACCGGCACACCAAGUAUGCAGCGGAACAACGAGGCCGAGCAGAGAAACACGCAUGCGCCCAAGUCUUCUUACCUACACUCACCGCUUAGUCCUCACCCGACCGCCACUGAGGACGAGGCAACGCAGGCCUGGAGGGCCAGUCUUAAGAAACCCGCCACGGGCCCGUCCCGCGGCUCAAACUUGCGCCGAGCCGGCAGCGUCAAAGACCUGAUCGGUAAAUUCUCCGGUCCGGGUCAAGUCUCUUCCUCCGGUUCCCCACAGAGCCCCUCGUCUGGAACGGCACAACUCCCAAAGUCCGUCCCCGAGCCUCCGAAGCACGCGUCGAGUCCUUCCACUCCCGCUCUGGGCAGCGUCGGACGAGACGACGGUGCGGUUCCCGGCGUCGCCGUGACCUCUCCGUUCAGGGAAACCCCGAACGUGGCUCAGUCGGCUCAGACAGGCACCCCCAUUAGUAAGAUCACCGCGAGAAUAGAUUGUCAAGUAGGAGGCCGCGCUGAGAAGACCGACUCGGAACCAACGAGCAAAUCCCAAACCCCAGAGUCUGGUAGAGACUCAGUGACUGACUCCGGCAUGGGAUCGGAGCCUGAAAUGGAUCUGAACAAACAGCCGGACAGCCCGUCAGAGGAGCAGCCCACCACACACCGAGUCAUGUCGGCCAGCCAUAACCCCAAGUAUCAGCUGUUCCUCAACAACGAGAUCAAGACCAACGGGUUGAGUGGCAGGGAUGCAGAUGGUCCAGGAGGCGGCGGCAGGACGGUGGGGGGGGAGAACGGCCCCAGGCUGCCCCGAUGGGAGACCAACCUGCUGGGGACGAACAAUUACCGAGGGUCCCUGGAGUGCCUGGCCUCGCGGGACUGGGACACUAUGCCUGACAAGUGGGGCGGUUUCGACAGCCCCACCAGGUUCAACAGUCCCUACGCCACCGCGGCCUCCGUGGACUUCAACCCCAUGUACCGCAUGUCGGAGUACAAGGCUCCAGGUACUACACUGUCCCCUGCCACCUCAGAGAUGAACAUGUACACCUACAACAGUCGCAGCAGCAGUCCCACGCCCACCCUCAGCGCCCCCAGAACCCGCCUAUCUGCCUACGACACCCUGGUGAAGAGGAGGGUCGAGGUGGCCCCCUCCAACCACUACAGUUUGCGCUCUAACACGGUGGGAGGGCCGAAUAAAAAAAACUACAUCGAGGAGUUGACCAAACAGAUGGACGUCUGCCAGAAGCGUAACCAGUUCCUCGAGGCAGAGAGUGUGGAGAUGGAGAAGGAGAGGAACCAGAUACGGUUUGAGAUGCGCGGCCUGCUGGUGAACAACGAGGACCUGCUGAGGACCAACAGUCAGCUGACCAACGAGAUGAAGAGGAUGAGAGAGCAGAUGAUCGAGAUGGAGAGGGAGAACCAAUCCAUGGGCGGCAGGCACAGGGAGAUGGAGAUGGAGGUGAAGCAGGCCCGGGACAUGAUGCUGGAGGCCAACACUCAGGAGUACGCCUUCAACUUCCUCCAGCAGUCUCUCCAAAACAAGAUCCAUGACGCUGAGGAGAACCUGGAGAAGCAGACGCUGCACGCCCAGACGCUGUCUGAGAAGUUGUGGCUGGCGGAGCGCCAGCUGGAGGAGCUGGAGGUCCACAAAGACUCUCGAGACAAGAGGUCAUCGGAGCUCAACGGCAACAUCCUCAGACUGGAGUCCGAGCUGGGCGAGGCCCUGCAGGUGUCCACCCAGGCCUCCGUGGAGCUGAGCCUGCAUCAGAAGCUGCGAGCCGACAGCCAGCUGAGGGUGGAGGAGCUGGAGGAGUCUCUGCUGGAGAAGGAGCAGGAGCGGCAGAGGCUGCACACCAUCGUCAGCAGACUGCAGGGGGAGGUCUCCGACAAGCUGAGCGACAAGGAGCGGACGCUGGAGGAGGAGAUCCAGCUGAGGGAGAGGAUCCAGCUGCAGUGCAAGCAGGCGGAGAGGUCGGUGGACGACCUCCACAUGGAGCUGCAGAGCACCCUCCAGGCCAAAGACGAGCUGGCCAAGCAAGUGAAACUGGCUCAGGAGAAGAUGAUCGACCUGGAGAGCGACCUGGAGGAGCUGCACGACAGCGAGCUGAGAUGGGCCAACAAGCACAAGAGAGCCCUGGAGCAGAACGAGCAGCUGCAGCUGAAGGUGAUCCAGGAGAAGGAUCUGAACGACCAGCUGGAAACUGACAAGGUCGCCAUGGAUCGACAGCUGCGGGAGCUGCGUCUGGAGGUGGCGGAGCUUCAGAGCUCCAGAGUUCAGGAGGAUGUCAUCUCCAGAGCGGAGAGCAGAGUCAAGGAGCUGGAGAACACCCUGAGGGCCGAGGAGAGGAACAGGUCGGUUCUGACCAACACCGUCAGCAAACUGGAGCGGAAGAGCAACGAGCUGAGCGACCAGAUGGAAGAGGAGCACCGGAUAGCAACGGAGCAGAAAGACCUGAUGAUCCAGAGGAUGCGCUCUCUGAAGCGCCAGCUGAACGAGGCGGAGGAGGAGGCGAGCAGGAAGGAGACGCAGUACCGCCACACCCAGAGGGAGCUGACCGAGGAGAGGGAGACGAGCAGCCGGCUGCAGAGGCAGCUGCUCGACCAACACCUGCAGACCAAGCGGAAGGAGACCCUGACGAUCCGCCAGACCCUGGACAACCUGAGGCUGGACCUGAGCGACGAAGACGAAGACCAGCAGCCGCCGCAGCCGCCGCAGCCGCAGCAGCUGCCCAACAACGUCACCAAAGUGUAGGCGCGCUCUCUCGGUACUCACAGAUGGGAGGUCAUCUCCAGUCCUUUCUUCUCAAAACAAAAAGAUAACCACUAAAUGUGAUUACAAAAUAAACAAAAGUCCACCGGGACAUUUUCUUGUCAGGUUACAUUAUGUAACAGUAAUUUGUGAUUUCCCAAUAAUUUCCCAGAAUAAAGAUAUAGUUAUUCUUUUCUUAAAAAGAUGCUUAUCAAACGAUUUGGCACACAUGCAUGUUUAUAUACACCGUCUCAAAUAAUAUUAAUUAGAAUCAUUUGCCAGUGUCCCAGUUGAACUCCGUCAGACAGCUCUUCUGACUCAUCGAGCAUCACCGUUUCUUCAUUUCUAUUACAUAGAAUAUUAAACAGAAUGGUGGUAAUAAAUGCACAGGGGCUCCUCGUUGCCGAGAGACGCCGACGUAAAUACACGGCGGGGAAAUUAAAACGCGACGAGGAUUUGAUAAAAGGUGCCUCGCAGUUUUGAAGCUUUACGUUUUCUUUUCUUCGUUUUUGUUCUCCUUUCUUGUAAUUGCUGUUUAAAAUAAGCUUUAAAUAGCAUGAAGUAUAUUUGUUGGUGUUUAUUCGGCCUCAUCCAGUUACACAAAAAAUCCUUUCAAGUCCAAACCGCCGCGUUCACGGGACUCUUUUUAAUCUGUCCUUCAGGUUUUUCCUCAAAUGAUUCACACUCAAACUGGUUCCAUGUAAUUCUUCCUUCAGGAUGGAGCUCACAUGUUAGUAUGUUGACCAUAUUACCCGCUGGCUGUUGACAUAUUAUUAUUAUUAUUAUGGUCGUGACACACAACAUGCUCUAACUGCAGCUUCUUUUGAUUCACACACAGAAACAAUUAUGAGAUUAUUUAUAUAAGAAACUGUUUUUGCUUCGUGUUUAUGUUGUUUUUAUGAUUCAAAGAUAAUAUAGAAUUGCAGGGGAAAACAAAUAUUUUUAGAGAAUCAUAUAUAUACGAUUUGAGAGUAUUUGGGGUAUUUAAGGGGUUUGCUGCUGUAUUGAGGUCACUUCUGUCCCACAUACAGUAUCUGUCCAAGUGAUAAAAUGGAUGAAAUAUGAUUGUCAGCUAAUAAGAAAAAUAAUCUCACUUCACUUUGUUAAAUCUCGAUCUUUAGAAAUUGUAUUAUAUAAAAAUUUAAUCAAAUCAGGCAAAAUAAAUGAUAAAGUUGAAUGAAAAUACAGUUUUUAAAUGUUUAAUAGUGUAAAAGCCGAGUGUUUCAGCUCUCAGAAGUCCAAUUCAUGUCUCAAUACAGUUGAGACAGGAUGUGUGUUAAUGCAAUGCGUCAAAGAGGCAAUAAUAACAACAAUCAUGAUGAUAAUAAUAAUGGAUUGGGUUGGAAACAGUUUCUGUUGUUUCUAUACCAUCCGUUAGGGCUUCUGUUAUUUUUAAGGAAACUUAAAGCUGGCUGGGUUGUCAGAAUUUAAGUCGUCAUUAGGAAAAUUCACUGGUUUCAUUCUUAAAUAUUGACUGUCCAAAAAGUUUGUCCUUCUGUUUGAGUUUUGGGGAAAUGAAACGCAGCCGCGUGGCGCCGGUCCUCGUCUUAAAGCUCAGAUACAGUUUGGAUUUUCUGUUGUUUACAUUUGUGUGUUUUUUUCGCAUGUAAGUUUCAUAUUUCAGCUGUUGGGAAUGUGCGCUGCAGUGUCAUUUCUUUUUUUGAGGAGGUUUACCCUUUUUCAUAAACAAAAAGCGAUUGUGUCCACAGAUAUGUAAAAAGAAAUAGAUUUCAUUGACUUAUUUUUGUAAGUACACUCCACAUUCUACUGGUUCUACUGUUCUCGGGUAUUUAUUUUUCGCAUUCUGUUUCGGUGAGAAGUUUCUUUGUACAAGAUGCAAAUAAAUUGUUCUCCACUGUGAA